This is a messenger RNA of Anisakis simplex (herring worm), 216 nucleotides long. Lineage: Eukaryota; Metazoa; Nematoda; Chromadorea; Rhabditida; Anisakidae. The record is from the annotation of a GenBank genome assembly.
AGUCCAGCUGAGCUGAAAAUGCAACGAGAAUUCAAAGUGGAACAGAGUAAACGUGACUAUGAAAUGCAACUUGCACUUGUGCGGGUCGAACUAGGCAAGCUACCAUACAUGCAGCUGGAACAAGCCAAGAUUUUGAAGAAUUUCAAUGAAUUAAUGUUCAAUUAUCAUUCGCUGAUCGAAACGACUCUUGUUAAAUAUCAUGCUGAUAAAGUUUAA